Messenger RNA from Leptinotarsa decemlineata (Colorado potato beetle), 1991 nucleotides. It is a transcript of the gene PXo, whose product is annotated as P[[i]]-sensitive XPR1 orthologue. Gene Ontology annotation, molecular function: inositol hexakisphosphate binding; phosphate transmembrane transporter activity. Gene Ontology annotation, cellular component: plasma membrane; cytoplasm; Golgi apparatus. NCBI's taxonomy places the organism in Eukaryota, Metazoa, Arthropoda, Insecta, Coleoptera, Chrysomelidae. Gene Ontology annotation, biological process: phosphate ion transport; cellular response to phosphate starvation. The record is from RefSeq and is a predicted model, not a curated record.
GAUCUACAACGUUUGGGAACACAAUGUCUCUAUCAUUUUGUUUGGGUUUUGGCUUUUUGGUAGAGUGAACAUCAUCAAAAUGAAGUUUGCCGAACACCUUUCUGCUCAUAUCACUCCGGAAUGGAGGAAACAAUACAUCAAUUAUGAGAAAAGUUGGCAGAAGCAACAAGAAAAUAUGCAAGUUUGAAAAACGAACUGACCGAAACACAAGAAGUGGGAUUUGGAGGAAAGAGAAGUUCUGUUAGAAAAAGUUUUCUUCAAAAAAAGAAUGUACCUGCACGUAAAAUACAAGAAAUUAAGUUGGCAUUUAGCGAAUUUUAUUUGAGUCUGAUACUAUUACAAAAUUACCAGAAUCUUAAUUUCACAGGAUUCAGGAAAAUUCUGAAAAAACAUGAUAAGCUUUUAUCUGUCGACUACGGAGCAAGAUGGAGGAUGGAAUACGUGGAAGGAUCCUUUUUCUUCACGAAUAAAGACAUAGAUCGAUUAAUUCGUGAAACAGAGACUGCUGUCACUCAGGAACUAGAAGGGGGUGAUCGUCAACGUGCAAUGAAGAGAUUGAGAGUCCCCCCUCUCGGAGAACAACAAAGUCCAUGGACCACGUUCAAAGUCGGACUCUUCUCUGGGGCUCUUAUUGUGUUACUCAUAUCGGUAAUUUUAUCAGGAAUGUUCAAAGAUAGAGAUGACUGGAUAAUAGUGAUACGCUUAUACAGAGGACCAUUUUUAAUUAUAGAAUUUUUAUUUUUAUGGGGAAUCAAUAUAUAUGGCUGGAGAUCUUCCGGAGUCAAUCAUGUACUGAUAUUCGAAAUGGAUCCUAGAAAUCAUCUUUCUGAACAACAUAUUAUCGAAAUGGCAGCUAUAUUUGGAGUAAUAUGGUCGAUAUCAGUAUUAUCAUUUCUGUUCAGCAAUCAAUUGGGAAUACCUGCAUAUGUGAAUCCAUUAAUUCUCUUGAUUAUUAUGCUCGCAUUUAUAUUCAAUCCUACGAAAACUUUCAUGUAUGAGGCACGGUUCUGGGCGCUCAAAGUGAUAGGAAAGGCAUUUAUGGCACCUUUUUUCUAUGUGUCAUUUGCUGACUUCUGGGUAGCUGAUCAACUAAACAGUUUAGUGACGCUAUUCACUGAUAUGCAAUACUUUGUUUGUUUUUAUUUCACAAAUCCGAGCUGGUCUGUGGCUGAAGAUGCAAAAUAUUGCGUGGAAAACUACCUUGGCGUUAGGGCGUUCGUUGCCUGUCUUCCACCAUGGUUCAGAUUUUCACAAUGUUUGCGUCGAUACAGAGACACGAAAGAAGUUUUUCCACAUAUAGCGAAUGCGGCAAAAUAUGCAACAUCCUUCUUUGUUGUGACUUUUUCGACGUUAAAUAAAAUUUAUGCUGAUGAUUUGCCAAGUCAGUUUGAAAAUUUGUUCUUCUAUUCAUGGAUAACAGCUUCACUUAUAAGUUCCUGUUAUGCCUACACAUGGGACAUCAAGCUAGAUUGGGGUUUAUUCGACUCGAAAGCUGGAGAUAAUAAGUUUCUACGGGAAGAAAUCGUAUAUUCUUCAACGUGGUUUUAUUACUUCGCUAUAAUUGAAGACCUAAUUCUCCGAUUUGGAUGGGCCCUUCUGAUAUCGAUGACAGAAAUGGGAUUUGCAUUGGAGAGUUCUAUGGUAACAUUUCUUGCACCACUUGAAGUUUUCAGGAGAUUUAUAUGGAACUUUUUUCGGUUAGAAAACGAACAUCUGAAUAACUGCGGUAAGUUUAGAGCCGUGCGCGAUAUUUCUGUCGCUCCUUUGGACACAUCAGAUCAAAUGCUCAUUGUUAGAAUGAUGGACGAAGAGGACGGAGUAACGAACAGACGAAAGAGAAAAAAUGCUACGAAAAACUCAGUGGAACCAAGAAUAAUGGCAGGACGAGAACAAGUUCAUAAUUCAAAUGAUUGAAGUCAUAUUUAUGAUAUAUACUUAUUGACUUUUGGAAUAUUUAUUUUCUUAGAUUAAAUUGAAAUACAUGAAUAGUU